CAGAGACUUAUCAAUGUUCAAAGUUUUCACAUUUCAAUAACAGAUCUCGAAUAAAGUUUAUUUUAUCAGAUGAGACAUGAUCAGAAUUGUUUCAUUAGAUCUGCAACUAUGAGCCUUGAAAUAAAUAUAGUCAUCUGUAUACGUAAACACAACGUCAAGAAAAACAUUAAUCGUCCGAUCCAGAAUAUAAUUAUUGCUCAGAAUUAUGAAUCUCUUGUACAAAAAAACGAAUAAUAUGUAAGUCAAACGAAAUCGUAGGUAAAGACGUUAGAGAUACUUACGUAUACAUAUAUAUAUGAAUUUAGAUCAAGACCAGAAUUACGAUUUCCUUCUUUUCAGAUAUGAACGAAACCUUCAAAACAUGAAAGUCAAAACAAUCGAGGUUAUGAUAACCUAAUCCUCAGGGUUGAUAGGACGAUUUAGAGUGGAGGGAUGCUAACCUUUUUAUAGUCGAACCUCGACCGCCUUCGAAGAGAAAAGGUGGAAUUGAAGAUAGAUCGAUGGAUUUAAGAAGGAAUUUAAUAGGAAUGAAUUGGUAACUGAUGGAUUUCUGGAUCAGUAGGAAGAAGAUGAAAAAUUCGAUUGAAACCCUAGAGGCCGAGAAGAGAGAGCAAUGAAACUAGAGAAUCAAGAAACGACGCGUUUCAAAUAUGAUUUAUCAGACUGGACUUAUUUAAGUAAACACACACCAAAUAUAAAUAUAAGCCCAACCGAUUUAAAAAAAAUAAAUGAAACAGUGCACUUUGAAGAACAUGACACGUGUCACGUCCCGAGAGAAAAUGUAUUUUAUAUAUAAAGAAGAUAUAUAUUGUUAUAUGCUCUCCAACUUUCUAUUUUUAUCGGUGUCGCCCAAUAUGAAAAAAAAUAGUUACUUAGUUUGACAACUUGACAUACCAAAUUUCCUUACGAAACUAUGUUAUCAUAUUAUAUCACGUCGACAUAACAAGAUUGGUACAGAAACAUACACUUCGUCACUUGUUAACAUUUGAGAAAAUAUCAAAUGAUGGAAAUGCAUGCAAGCCAUGUAAUUAAGAUCUAGACUAUGUAUAUCUGACUAGAUUCCAACUUAAUUAGUAGCUACUACAAAUAUAAUUUCUUCAUAAAUCUAGGUGUCUCAGCACUAAAGCUAUAGCUUAACAGCCUUAGGUCCUCAACUAUAUAAACCCAUGGAUGCUAGCGUCUAUUACAGUGAUCAAUCAAUAGCAUUAACACUUCAAAGACUAUAUAUAUAUACACCUUAAUUAGCUUUAUUAAAAAAGAAGAAGAGAGAGUCAUCAUAUACUAUGGCAAGUGUCAAGAUAUGGGUUUGCUUCGUUUUGCUUCUACUAUUCGAAUUGACCUCAGUGCACCAGUGUCGAUCUUUGCUCUCAAAAGAGCGACUUUCCGGUUCAAGCCGUGUGAUGAAGAUUAGACGAGAGCUUUCUGAGAGGCUAAAAGAGCUGAAUGCAAGACUAGAAGGCGAAGGGAAGAUCCUUGGCAAUGGUCAUGACUCGGAGCGACUCAGCCCCGGUGGUCCUGACCCAAGGCAUCAUUAACGAAGAGGAGACAAACAGAAUUCUGCAGUUAGUCUUGUCGGGAGAGGUUUUAAUACUACUAGAACUUUUUUGAACUAAACUGUAACCCUGUAGUGUUUCACUGACACCGACUUAUAAACAUUCAAGCUCUAAUCUUCUAAUAUGAAAGAUGUGUGACCAACAGCUUGUUUGAUCUAUAAACAUAUGUGAUACUCUUAUGUUAUAAAUUAUGUCUCUUUCCAUUGA
This is a messenger RNA of Brassica napus (rape), 1760 nucleotides long. Its product is annotated as CLAVATA3/ESR (CLE)-related protein 3. The record is from RefSeq and is a predicted model, not a curated record. The coding region runs from base 1284 to 1535 and encodes 83 amino acids. The transcript has a single exon. NCBI's taxonomy places the organism in Eukaryota, Viridiplantae, Streptophyta, Magnoliopsida, Brassicales, Brassicaceae.